AUGGAUCUGCAGUCGCUUCAUUCGCUGAGCUGGAAUACCUAUCGGUAUGUCGGCGACUAUCUGCAUGACGCGGCUGUGAUCCUCUUGCUGGGACAUGUCUUCUGCAGGCGAUCUGUCGCGGGCUUCUCACGCCGAACACAAAGUCUAUACUUAGUGCUCUACAUCGCACGGUACCUGGACCUGCUGGACCACAGCCAACACACUUAUCUUGUGGCACACAAGUUGUUCUUCAUUGGCACUGCAGCGGCUGCGCUCUGCGCAUUCUGUCUCUGGAGCCAAACCUACCAGAAACAAUCAGACACCUGCCCUGCCUUCCUUCUCGCACUGGUGACGCUGUUCCUCUCGCCGUGGGUCGCUACGGAAGGAGAUGUCAUGGAGAUUAUGUGGACCUGGUCGCAAAUACUGGAAGGUUUUGCCAUGGUUCCGCAAUACAUCUGCUCUUAUCGGAACUCCUGUGACGGUCAGAAAGAUGAGUGUGGCGUUGCCACAUACAUCUGCUUCAUGGGCUUCUAUCGGAUCUUCUACAUCCUGAACUGGAUGCACAAGAAGGCGCGGGCCUUUCACUACUGGGACCCCCACUCCUGGCUGGGUGGCGCCGUGAACUUGUGCUUCUUCGCUGACUACCUACUGUUUCUGGCAGUCGGCAUUUCCUGCUUACGGCGAGUGACCCUGAGCCUGGACGAUGGGGUGCAUCAGGUUGGAGACGAGCUUCGAGAUCGCUUCGGAGGAUGUCUGCUUUCGCCAGGGCAGCGCUACUUUGAUAUCGGCCCUGCUGCCGACCUGGAGCUACGCGGCCAGCCAGAGCGGCAGGACGGCGUGUUGCCGGCUACACUGGGCGCUCAAAGUGAGCCCACGGGUCCUGCAGAGUAG
Symbiodinium sp. CCMP2456 is the source of this 870-nucleotide messenger RNA. The record is from the annotation of a GenBank genome assembly. Lineage: Eukaryota; Dinophyceae; Suessiales; Symbiodiniaceae.